Molecule: messenger RNA, 2862 nt
Organism: Nestor notabilis (Kea)
Lineage: Eukaryota; Metazoa; Chordata; Aves; Psittaciformes; Psittacidae
Gene: TLE1
Product: transducin-like enhancer of split 1 (E(sp1) homolog, Drosophila)
Exons: 18
Biological process (GO): regulation of DNA-templated transcription; negative regulation of canonical Wnt signaling pathway
Cellular component (GO): nucleus; transcription regulator complex
Molecular function (GO): transcription corepressor activity; protein binding
Source: RefSeq, a predicted model, not a curated record
CCUUAAAUUGGAGUGUGAGAAACUGGCAAGCGAAAAGACAGAAAUGCAGAGGCACUAUGUGAUGUAUUAUGAAAUGUCGUAUGGAUUAAACAUUGAAAUGCACAAACAGACAGAAAUUGCCAAGAGAUUGAAUACAAUUUGUGCACAAGUCAUCCCAUUUUUGUCUCAGGAACAUCAGCAACAAGUGGCCCAAGCUGUAGAACGUGCCAAACAAGUGACCAUGGCUGAGCUGAAUGCCAUCAUCGGGCAGCAGCAGUUGCAGGCUCAACAUCUCUCCCAUGGCCAUGGACCUCCAGUGCCUCUAACACCGCAUCCAUCAGGACUCCAGCCUCCAGGAAUCCCCCCACUCGGAAGCAGUGCUGGUCUUCUUGCCCUUUCUAGUGCUUUGGGUGGGCAGUCUCACUUGGCAAUAAAAGAUGACAAGAAGCAUCACGAUGCAGACCACCACAGAGAGAACAAAACAAGUAACUCUCUUUUGGUCCCGGACAGUCUGCGAAGCACAGAUAAACGCAGGAAUGGCCCUGAAUAUACCAAUGACAUCAAAAAGAGAAAGGUGGAUGAUAAGGAUUCCAGCCACUAUGACAGUGAUGGGGACAAGAGUGACGAUAACUUGGUUGUAGAUGUAUCCAAUGAGGAUCCUUCUUCCCCAAGGGCAAGUCCGACUCAUUCACCACGUGAAAACGGUAUAGAUAAAACCCGCCUGUUAAAGAAAGAUGCCUCUAGCAGUCCGGCAUCUACGGCCUCUUCAGGAAGUUCCGCUUCCCUCAAAUCCAAAGAAAUGAGCCUGCAUGAAAAAGCCAGCACGCCUGUUCUGAAAUCCAGCACACCGACUCCUCGAAGUGAUGUGCCAACCCCAGGCACUGGUGCAACUCCAGGACUUCGUCCAGGCCUUGGCAAGCCUCCAGCAAUGGACCCUCUGGUUAACCAAGCUGCUGCAGGUUUGCGGACACCGUUGGCAGUACCAGGACCGUACCCUGCUCCAUUUGGAAUGGUACCUCAUGCUGGCAUGAAUGGAGAGUUAACCAGUCCAGGCGCAGCCUAUGCCAGUUUGCACAAUAUGUCACCCCAGAUGAGUGCUGCAGCUGCUGCAGCUGCUGUGGUUGCCUAUGGAAGAUCUCCUAUGGUUGGGUUUGAUCCUCCUCCUCAUAUGAGAGUACCUGGAAUUCCUCCAAAUCUAGCAGGGAUUCCUGGGGGAAAACCAGCCUACUCCUUUCACGUUACUGCAGACGGUCAGAUGCAGCCAGUUCCUUUCCCUCCUGAUGCCCUCAUUGGUCCAGGAAUCCCUCGCCAUGCUCGUCAGAUCAACACUCUGAACCAUGGGGAAGUUGUGUGUGCAGUUACCAUCAGCAACCCCACGAGACACGUAUAUACAGGUGGGAAAGGGUGCGUCAAAGUCUGGGACAUCAGCCAGCCUGGCAACAAGAGCCCUGUCUCCCAGCUGGACUGCCUGAACAGAGAUAACUACAUCCGUUCUUGUAAAUUGCUGCCUGAUGGAUGCACACUAAUAGUUGGUGGAGAAGCCAGCACAUUAUCCAUAUGGGACCUGGCAGCACCAACUCCUCGUAUAAAAGCAGAGCUGACAUCCUCAGCCCCUGCCUGCUACGCUCUGGCUAUCAGCCCUGAUUCCAAGGUGUGCUUUUCAUGCUGCAGUGAUGGGAACAUCGCAGUGUGGGAUCUGCACAAUCAGACGUUGGUCAGGCAAUUCCAGGGCCACACAGAUGGAGCCAGCUGUAUUGACAUUUCUAAUGAUGGUACCAAGCUCUGGACAGGAGGUUUGGAUAACACUGUCAGAUCCUGGGACUUGAGAGAAGGGAGACAGCUACAACAGCAUGACUUCACAUCACAGAUAUUUUCCCUUGGUUAUUGUCCUACUGGUGAAUGGCUAGCUGUGGGAAUGGAGAGCAGCAAUGUAGAAGUGCUACAUGUAAACAAACCAGACAAAUAUCAACUGCACCUUCAUGAGAGUUGUGUAUUGUCACUCAAGUUUGCUUACUGUGGUAAAUGGUUUGUCAGUACUGGGAAAGAUAACCUUCUUAAUGCAUGGAGAACACCUUAUGGAGCCAGUAUCUUUCAGUCCAAAGAAUCUUCGUCAGUGCUUAGCUGUGACAUCUCUGUGGAUGAUAAGUACAUAGUCACUGGCUCUGGAGACAAAAAGGCUACAGUCUAUGAAGUUAUCUACUGAAAAAUAUGAUGGGGAUAUAACUUUUAGAAGUUGAACUGGGCCAAAAUUGUUCUUAAUGGUAGAAGUAGAAAGGUUUUGCCUUUUAAAAAGGAACAAAAGUAUUGAGGUUCCAGACCUUGCCAUGAACCUACUCCGAUUUUUCAAAAUAGAAGGCAACAUCCAGCAACUAAAUAUUUGCUACGUGGACCAAAUGGAGCACAGAGGCAAGAUGGACAGAUGUAGCCUAGGUUUUUGACAUAGUUUUUAAAAGCCGAGUCUACUGAAGAAUGUUGGAGCCUUUUAUUUUUUUUUUGUUUGUGACCUCAUGCAAGUUGUUCUCAUUGCCUGAUUAUGGGGGAUAAAUACUUUUCUGUUCCUUACAGUUCAAGUUGCAUUCUGUCCUGUGUAGAGCAGUGGUGUCUCAGAUGAACUUGUUUCCUGGUUUUGCAUCUUGUGAUAUGUUUUUGUAUUUUUGUUGAAGGUCAAGCAUUUGUAUAAACUGUAAAUAUCUUUAGUUUAUUACAGUAAAGGCUUUAGUACCAACAACUAGUCUUCCCCUCCCCGUCCUCUCCCUGCCUGCCCUGCUUAUUUAAAAUUUAAAACCUUUUGGGGAUAUAAGUACCUUUUUAGAAGCAAAAGCAAACACUAUGUAUAGUUUGAAAAUGGUGUCUUAUUCUUUAUAACUCUUCCUAGAUUCCUUU